Messenger RNA from Saccostrea echinata, 1356 nucleotides. RefSeq names its product neuronal acetylcholine receptor subunit alpha-6-like. The transcript is spliced from 3 exons. Gene Ontology annotation, cellular component: neuron projection; membrane; synapse. The record is from RefSeq and is a predicted model, not a curated record. Bases 1 to 1356 code for a protein of 451 amino acids. Gene Ontology annotation, molecular function: neurotransmitter receptor activity; extracellular ligand-gated monoatomic ion channel activity; transmembrane signaling receptor activity. NCBI's taxonomy places the organism in Eukaryota, Metazoa, Mollusca, Bivalvia, Ostreida, Ostreidae. Gene Ontology annotation, biological process: chemical synaptic transmission; signal transduction; nervous system process.
AUGUUCUGUUUUAUUCAAAGUGUUACUCCACAAACAAACCAAAAUGUACAGACUCUAAUUUCCGACCUUUUUGCUAGUUACUCGUCCAAAGUCCGCCCCAUUGUCAGCCAAAAUCAGCCGGUCCAGCUGGACGUCAGUUUUUACUUAAGCAGUAUCAAUGAGGUCAACGAGGUCAAGGAGAAGCUGGUUACCACGGGAUACCUUAUGUUGUCAUGGACAGAUGAGCUGUUGAGAUGGACACCCUCCGACUAUAACAACACUGACACCAUCUUCAUUCCACAGAAUGAUAUAUGGAAGCCUGAUCUUGUACUGAAGAAUGGAUUUAAGAAGUUCGAGGAGCUGGGAGGAAACUUUUACUACCUGUCAAUCAAUUACGAAGGGUCAGUUCUAUGGUUGCCGUUCCAUGUGUUUGAAAGUCGUUGUUCCAUGGACAUAACCCAUUUCCCAUUCGACACACAAAAAUGUGAUAUCAAAUUUAUCACAUGGAGUCAUUUUGCAGAUCAAAUAGAAAUAACAAAAUCAACAAAGGGAAUUCAAUUUUACGAAUACGAGACCAAUGGUGUAUGGGAUAUAGUCGACACAUCAUCGGAGAUCAAGAAAGAGAUGAGCGAAUCCGAAGUCACAUUCACCGUUAGAUUACGUCGAAAGUCCCAGUAUUAUAUAUUAAAUAUUAUUCUUCCCAUCGUUUUCUUGGGUUAUUUAAAUAUGCUAGUUUUUGUGAUCCCAGUCGACGCAGGAGAAAAAAUGUCAUUUUGUGUGACCGUAUUUUUGGCUUUUGCUGUUUUUCUCACCAUUAUUUCCACACUGUUGCCAACUACCUCCGACCACACUCCGAUUUUAGCUAUGUACCUGAUCGUUCAAUUAAUAUACGGAGUCAUAGCCCUUAUUAUAUCAGCUUUUCAGCUCCGCCUACAUCAUAGAGACAACGAAAACGAAAUACCGCCAUGUUGGGUCAAGGUCGUCCUACUUCAAAGAAAACUGAGAUGUAAGAAAACAAAUACGACUAAAGUCGAUGCUUUGGAUUCAAACUUGAACGAGAAAGAAGGAUUUAACACCAUGCAGCCUAACAAUGGUGACCCGGAAGUGAUGUGUGAAUGGAAGCACGUGUCUUCUUCCAUUGAUUUUUUCGCUUUCUGGUCUUUUUUUAUCUCCAAUAUUUUGAUUACUAUCAGCAUGUUUUCAGCAUCAGCAACACAUGUAAUUACCCUUCAAGAACAAGGCCAAGAGGCUACAGUGGCCAGUCGUAGUGGGACCCGAAACCAGUGUCCGAGGAACUCAAAUAUUGUUGACAACACCAAAACAGAAGCUCGCAGCAUUGGGAGGGGACUAAAGGAAUAUAGUCGCCAUGUGGAAUAA